This is a messenger RNA of Drechmeria coniospora, 903 nucleotides long. RefSeq names its product protein transport protein SEC13. Gene Ontology annotation, cellular component: COPII vesicle coat; nuclear pore outer ring. NCBI's taxonomy places the organism in Eukaryota, Fungi, Ascomycota, Sordariomycetes, Hypocreales, Ophiocordycipitaceae. Gene Ontology annotation, molecular function: protein binding; structural molecule activity. The coding region runs from base 1 to 903 and encodes 300 amino acids. The transcript has 3 exons. Gene Ontology annotation, biological process: COPII-coated vesicle budding; protein import into nucleus; positive regulation of TOR signaling. The record is from RefSeq and is a predicted model, not a curated record.
AUGACAAACUCGGGUCACGAUGACAUGAUUCACGAUGCCGUCCUCGACUACUACGGCCGAAAACUGGCGACGUGUUCGAGCGAUCGGACCAUCAAAAUCUUCGAAGUCGAGGGUGAGACGCAGCGGCUGCUGGAAACUCUGAAAGGGCACGAAGGCGCCGUCUGGUGCGUCGCCUGGGCGCAUCCCAAGUACGGCAACAUCCUCGCCUCGGCCGGCUACGACGGCAAGGUCUUCAUCUGGAAGGAGCAGGGUGCGCAGAACAACCAGUGGCAGCGCAUCUACGACUUCCCCCUGCACAAGGCUUCGGUCAACAUCGUCGCCUGGUCACCUCACGAGGCCGGAUGCCUGCUCGCCUGCGCCUCCUCCGACGGCAACGUGAGCGUGCUCGAGUUCAAGGACAACGCCGUCGACCACACCACCUUCCCCGCCCACGGCCUCGGCGUCAACUCGGUCUCGUGGGCGCCGGCGACGUCGGCCGGCAGCAUCGUCAGCAGCAACCCCGGCCCCGGCUCCGUCGGCAACCGGCGCUUCGUCACCGGAGGCUCCGACAACGUCCUCAAGAUCUGGGCCUACGACGCGGCCUCGCAGUCGUACAAGCAGGAGCCCGAGCCGCUGACGGGCCACGCCGACUGGGUCCGGGACGUGUCCUGGUCGCCGACGGUGCUCCAGAAGUCGUACAUCGCCUCGGCCUCGCAGGACAAGACGGUGCGCAUCUGGACGUCGGACGCGGCGAGCAACGGCCAGUGGGACUGCAAGGUGCUCAACUUUGAGGCGGCCAUGUGGCGCGUCAGCUGGUCGCUGAGCGGCAACGUGCUGGCCAUCAGCGGCGCCGACAACAAGGUGACGCUGUGGAAGGAAACCCUACGGGGCGAGUGGGAAUGCUUCAAGACGAUUGAGGAGUAA